Acanthosepion pharaonis is the source of this 1308-nucleotide messenger RNA. The record is from the annotation of a GenBank genome assembly. Lineage: Eukaryota; Metazoa; Mollusca; Cephalopoda; Sepiida; Sepiidae.
AUGUCUGUCCGCGUUUACAGCUGUUUAAUUUUAGCCCACAGAUCGACUAAUGGUACUAUAAUAUCUAUCUAUCUAUCUAUCUAUCUAUCUAUCUAUCUUCGACUCUCCCGUCGAAUUCGACAAAACAAAUUUUUUAUAAACCUUUUCCUGUUUACCUCUCUGAAAACUCUUUCCGUCUAUCUCACUCUAUUUCCUUCUCCCUCUGUUUCUUUCUGUCCUUCUCCCUCUAUCUUUCUUUCCAUUUUUCUCUCUUUCUCAUUUCUCUUUCCCUCUGUCGCCUUCCUUCCUUCUUUUUUCUCUCUUCCUUUCAUUCAGCCUCUCUCUCUUUCGUUCCUUCUCUUGUUUCAUAUCUUCCUCUCAUUCUCUCUCCGUUACUGUGUCAUCGGGCAUGACGACUCUUUCAUUCUCUCUCUGUUUAUUCUUCUCUUUUUUGAUCUAUCACAUGUUGUUCAUUAUCUAUCUAUCUAUCUAUCUAUCUAUCUAUCUAUCUAUCUAUCUAUCACAAGCGCUUCUUUAUCUAUCAAAAGCUCUCAUCUAUCUAUCUAUCUAUCUAAGUUUGUUCAUAUCUAUCUAUCUAUCUAUCUAUCUAUCUAUCUAUCUAUCUAUCUAUCUAUCUAUCUAUCUAUCUAUCACAAGCGCUUCUUUAUCUAUCUAUCUAUCUAUCUAUCUAUCUAUCUAUCUAUCUAUCUAUCUAUCUAUCUCAGUUUGUCCAUAUCUAUCUAUCUAUCUAUCUAUCUAUCUAUCUAUCUAUCUAUUUAUCACAAGCGCUUCUUUAUAUAUCUAUCAGAAGCUUUCAUCUAUCUAUCUAUCAAUCACAAGCGUUUCUUUAUAUAUUUAUCACAAGCUUUCAUCUAUCUAUCUAUCUAUUACAAGCAUAUCUUCUAUCUUUAUAUAUCCAUCUAUCUAAGAUCUAUCUAUCUAUCUAUCUAUAUUAUCUUUUCAUCUAUCUAUCUAUCUAUCAUUAUCUAUCUAUCAAGCUUUCAUCUAUCUAUCAUUCACAAGCGCUUCUUUAUAUAUCUAUCACAAGCUUUCAUCUAUCUAUCUAUCUAUAUAUCCCUCUGUUUGUUCAUAUCUAUCUAUCUAUCUAUCUAUCUAUCUAUCUAUCUAUUUAUCUAUCUAUCUAUCUAUCUAUCUCUUCGGCUUAUACCACUCUUAUCACCUACCUCUUUGCAUUAUGAUAGACACUCUAGCAACGAACUAGAAUUCCCGAGUAGACAACAAUUUUCUUUGUUUUCUGCUUCAUUUUGGUCGUUUGCCGCUAAAUUGAGUUCUUCAUUCAAACGAAGAACAGCGAAAGUCCAGGUCUGA